GUGUUAGUUUGAACUUUGAACAUCCUUUUCCACUGUUUUGUCGUUAAACUAAAGACUUUGCCACACGCCAUUAGUUCCUUGGACGAUUGGACAAGGGAAUCCCCAGAAGUUAGCUCUCCCGCACCUUCCUCUGGCUUUAGCUGGUCUCCUCUUCUUCCAUUUCUCAAACUGGAGCUUAUAACAUUGAAUAUAGACCCCACUAAAGCCCUUCUUCCACCCAAAGUUGUUCACCGCUCGUAAGUCAGAUACAAGGUCUUACAUUUACAUUUUUAUUUGGUUGCAAGUACUGAAGAUUUGGUGCCGAAUCCCACUAAGGGGGCUUUGUAGCCAUACUUGGAUCUGUUACUGCGAAAGUUAUCUAUAUAGCUUACCCCUUCUGCAUUCAAUUAUCCAACAGGUAUCUGCUUCUUCUAUGGCGGCAAUAUUGGCUUCAAAUAGCUGUUAUUGCCGCGAUAAGCAGUCAAUAAAUCAAGGACAGACCCUAGACAACCUUAGUUUCUCGAGCACGAUUUCAGUUAAUAAAUUCUUGAAGUUUGGAGGACCAUCGAAGAAUCCACCUGGGACAGACAAGUUUCAGGUGGAAAUGAAACAGGCAGAAUAUCCCUCAAGAUUAGUGAACAAUGGACGAGCCGUUAAAAUGGUACCAGCAAGCGAAUUAGUGAAAAGGAAAACCCCAUCCAAAAAUAAAGUAGACAUUGUAAAUGGUUCAAGGCAGAUUGUUGAGGGAGCGAAAGUAGUUAGAAGACAACCUACUGCUGCCCUGGUGAAAACCCCAAAGGUUAGGAAAUCUAAAGAACUUCCACCCGCGGAGGAGCUGAAGGUUUUGCCCUCGGAUGAAGGUUUCAGUUGGGCCAAUGAAAAUUAUAACUCCUUGCAAAGGACUAUAGACGUUUGGUCUUUUGUUUUCUCUCUGCGUUUUCGUGUUCUGUUCAGCAAUGAAAAAUGGGCAUAUUUGGGAGGCUUCACAGAUGAUAAGCAGAAAAACAGAAGGCAAAAAACUGCUUCAUGGCUCCGGGAGCGUGUGCUGCAGCUUGGUCCAACUUUUAUUAAACUUGGGCAGUUGUCUUCAACAAGGUCAGAUCUAUUUCCGCGUGAAUUUGUAGAUGAGCUAGCAAAGUUGCAGGACAAGGUCCCUGCCUUCUCACCAGAGAAAGCAAAAGGCUUCAUUGAGAGUGAACUCGGAGCUCCUAUAGAUGUAGUGUUUAAGGAGUUCGAGGACCGUCCAAUUGCUGCUGCUAGUCUUGGUCAGGUCCACCGGGCUAUCCUGCAUAAUGGGGAGAAAGUAGUGGUGAAAGUUCAGAGACCUGGUCUCAAGAAGCUUUUCGACAUCGACUUACGAAAUCUAAAGCUAAUUGCGGAGUAUUUUCAGAGAAGUGAAACUUUUGGUGGUCCAACAAGAGAUUGGAUUGGCAUAUAUGAAGAAUGUGCCACGAUUUUGUAUCAAGAAAUUGAUUAUAUUAAUGAAGGGAAGAAUGCAGAUAGAUUCCGCCGAGAUUUUCGAAAUAUAAAAUGGGUUCGAGUACCUCUGGUUUACUGGGAUUAUACAGCCUUAAAGGUGUUGACAUUAGAGUAUGUUCCAGGGAUUAAGAUAAAUCGGUUGGAUAUGAUUGAUUCACGGGGUUAUAACCGGUCUCGAAUAUCAUCACGUGCUAUCGAGGCAUACUUAAUUCAGGUCCGGACUUUCUUCCGAGUAAAACCAACCAAAAUGAUUUAUUUACUCCUGAUUUCAAGUACAAUGACUUGUGUUUUGGUCAUUUUCCUUCUCUCUUUUCAGAUACUAAAAACCGGUUUCUUUCAUGCCGAUCCACAUCCUGGAAAUCUUGCUAUUGAUGUUGAUGAAACACUCAUCUACUAUGAUUUUGGUAUGAUGGGAGAAAUCAAAUCUUUCACUCGGUCGAGAUUGCUUGAACUUUUCUAUGCUGUUUAUGAGCAAGAUGCAAAGAAGGUUAUUCAAAGCCUUGUAGAUCUUCAAGCACUUCAGCCCACAGGAGACAUGUCAUCUGUUAGGAGAUCUGUGCAGUUUUUCUUGGAUAAUUCGUUAGGUCAGACACCAGAUCAGCAGCAGACUUUAGCUGCAAUUGGGGAGGAUUUAUUUGCCAUAGCACAAGAUCAGCCUUUUCGGUUUCCAUCCACCUUUACCUUUGUCCUGAGAGCAUUUUCAACCCUUGAAGGUAUAGGAUACAUGCUUGAUCCAAAAUUUUCCUUUGUAAAGAUCGCUGCUCCUUAUGCACAGGAGCUUUUAGAUCUAAAACAGAAGCAGCAGUCUGGGACACAACUUGUGCAGGAAAUAAGGAAACAGGCUGAUAAUGCCAGAACAUCUACCAUGUCCAUGCCAUCUAGAGUUCAGCGGAUAGAAGAAUUUGUGCAACAGCUCGAGUCAGGGGACUUGAAGCUACGAGUCCGAGUGCUUGAGUCUGAAAGAGCCGCUCGGAAAGCAACAAUUAUACAAAUGGCAACUAUGUAUACAGUAUUAGGAGGUACCCUGCUAAACCUUGGGGUCACGUUCAGCUCUCAAGGCAGUCAAGUGAUUGCAAAUGGAUCGUUCAUUGGUUCAGGAAUUUUUAUGGCACUGUUUUUUAGGUCAAUGCAAAGGGUGAAGAAGCUUGAUAAAUUUGAGAAGAUGAUGUAAAAUUUCUUUUCCAAGCAUGUCAAUUCUUCCGCGCAUGUUGGAUACAUCUUGGUCUAAAUUUUUCUGUCUGGUGUCUUUUUUGUCCCCUUCACAUUCAAAACACGGCAGUAUUCUGUAUAUAUAGAACGUGAUUAAAUGGGGAGUUGCGUCCCUGAUAGAAAUUAUGAAUUGUAUAAAAGGUGCAAUUCCUAAAACAAAAUAUAUAAAAGAUUAGGAAUUCAAUUUGGUUAA
Molecule: messenger RNA, 2860 nt
Organism: Carya illinoinensis
Lineage: Eukaryota; Viridiplantae; Streptophyta; Magnoliopsida; Fagales; Juglandaceae
Product: protein ACTIVITY OF BC1 COMPLEX KINASE 7, chloroplastic
Exons: 18
Coding region: 413-2629 (738 amino acids)
Biological process (GO): regulation of response to reactive oxygen species
Source: RefSeq, a predicted model, not a curated record